Molecule: messenger RNA, 1385 nt
Organism: Frankliniella occidentalis (western flower thrips)
Lineage: Eukaryota; Metazoa; Arthropoda; Insecta; Thysanoptera; Thripidae
Product: brachyurin
Exons: 6
Coding region: 96-929 (277 amino acids)
Biological process (GO): proteolysis
Molecular function (GO): serine-type endopeptidase activity
Source: RefSeq, a predicted model, not a curated record
GCGCGCGCUUUUCCUGUUGCUGGUCGCUGCAUGUGCGUAUUUAAGCACUUCCCGGGGGGCGAGGAUGUCAUUCUACGUCAAACGCGACGACCGACAUGCCCAACAUGAGGCUGCUCCUUCUGCUCUCGCUCACGCUCAGCUGCAGCCUGGCGCGGAGCGUUGACUCAGGCGUGGCCAGGUCAGGCGUCGGGAUCGUCGGUCCGGGUUCGGUAGCUGGGGACCAGCAGUUCCCGUGGCAGGCGCUGGUGCGCAUGGACAGCAACUUCGCAUGCGGAGGGUCCAUCCUAAGCGCAAGCUGGAUACUGACUGCCGCCCAGUGCGUCCGCGGGUUCUCCCGCUUCUCGGUCAUGGUUGGCAGCACGUAUGCUUCUUAUCAGUACAGCGAACAAAACAAAUGGCAGGAGAUCGGUUCCCGUCAAGCCAUCUAUCACGAAGAUUUCAACAACAGCUCCUACCUGAGCAACGACAUCGGCCUCAUCCAACUCAGCUCACCUAUCACGUGGACCGCUUACACCAGUCCCAUCCCCCUGCCCUCGCUUGACGCCUCCAACACGUUCUCCGGAUGGCCGACAACGCUAAGCGGAUUCGGUUCCUACGGCACGAAUGGGUGGGCACUCAGCAAUCGACUCCGGUACGUCAAUUUGGUCAUAAUGGACAACGAUCAGUGCGCCGCGACGCUCGGCGACGACUCCAUCAGGCCCACCAACAUGUGCACUCCGGGCUCGCUUGACACACCGGUGGGCGCGUGCAACGGAGACGCCGGCAGCCCUUUGGUCGUGCUACAGGGCUACGGCUUGGUGUAUCAACAGGUGGGCAUCGUCUCCUACAGCUCAAUGAACGACUGCGGCAGCAAACCCACCGUCUUCACCCGCGUCACCCCCUACCUCGACUGGAUCAGCAACCACACGGGCAUCGUCUUCCCCGCGUAGACCAGCCCCAGCCUCCCGCCCCGGGACACUUACGCUGCGAGGUGCAAGAGCGUAUGCGAGACCGGAACGCGUACAGGCCUAAACUGGUCUUAAUAUGUGCAAAUUUUGUAUCCACACGGGAAAAAGCAUGAAACGAGCAUAUUGGUGUGAGUCGAAAUGCUCAAAACAGUCUGAAUGUUGGAUUCCUCCAAAACAAAUUGUUUUUUGAUUACCGAUAUGCCCGACCGCCCCGUGCGAGCAGUGCGAGUAUGUUGACGGUUGGCCGCACGUCUGCAUACUGCAAGUAUAAUCAGAAGAAGGAUUCCAUACCAAGCCACCAGACGCCCGUACCACUUUGUUGGGGACUCAAGGGGAAUCACCAGUGCAGACAUGACAUUGCCGAAAACGACAUUUUUCUCACUUUUUUGUGUGUAGGUUACUGUGAUAUAGAAUUAAAUGAUUUGCUAAGAAGGUGAA